This is a messenger RNA of Scleropages formosus (Asian bonytongue), 2503 nucleotides long. Its product is annotated as growth/differentiation factor 8-like. Gene Ontology annotation, molecular function: cytokine activity; growth factor activity. Gene Ontology annotation, cellular component: extracellular region. The coding region runs from base 336 to 1535 and encodes 399 amino acids. The record is from RefSeq and is a predicted model, not a curated record. NCBI's taxonomy places the organism in Eukaryota, Metazoa, Chordata, Actinopteri, Osteoglossiformes, Osteoglossidae. The transcript is spliced from 3 exons.
ACCCCAUCUCUCUGCCCCCCUCGGAGCACCUGCGCCACGUGCCGCGCGCGUCCGUCCGAGCCCGGACUCCCCGUUAGCGGUCCAGCCAAUCGCCGGGUUUCGACGACGCGGGCGGAGAAGCCGCGCUCGCGCUAUAAAAAGCGGCGGCGGCGCCGAGCGACUCGAAUGACACCCUCGUGAGUGCGGCGCGGCGCGUGGCUGGCUUUCGGCGCGCGCGUCCCCACAGCGCGGCACCUCGCACCAGCACGAGCCUCAGUCAGUGCCGCCAGCGGCGCGCGCUCCCCUCCGACUCCCGCGCCCCGUCCGACCGUCGUCGAGAAGCAAGCGUGCGGACCAUGCGCGUGUCCGCGUCACGCGCUCUCGUGCGCCUCGCCCUGCCGCUGCCGCUGCUGUUGCUGCUGGCCCUCUCCUCCUGUCCCCCGCCGGCUCUCGGUGACACCUCGGGCUCGGCCGGCGCCGCCGCCGCCACCACCGGGGCGCCCGCCGCGAACCCCGGGAAUCCCGGCGCCGGGAGCGAGCAGCAGUGCUCGGCGUGCGAGUCGCGACACCACAGCAAACUGAUGAGGCUGCAGGCGAUCAAGGCGCAGAUCCUGAGCAAACUGCGCCUCAAACAGGCGCCCAACAUCAGCCGGGAGGUGAUCCAGCAGCUCCUGCCCAAAGCGCCGCCGCUGCAGCAGCUGCUCGACCAGUACGACGUGCUGGGGGACGACAACCGGGACGGGCUGGUGGAGGAGGACGAGGAGCACGCGGUCACCGAGAGCAUCAUGGUGAUGGCCACGGAGCCCCAGGCCCUGGUCCAGGUGGACGGGGAACCGCGCUGCUGCUUCUUCUCGUUCAGCCCGCAGCUGCAGCCGGCGCGCGUCCUCAGGGCCCAGCUGUGGGUGCACCUGCGCGCCGCCCGCGAGCCCGCCACCGUCUUCCUGCAGAUCUCGCGCCUGAAGCCGCCCGCCGAGGGCGCGCGGCACGUGCACAUCCGCUCGCUGAAGAUCGACGUGGGCGCGGACGCGAGCUCCUGGCAGAGCAUCGACGUGAAGCAGGUGCUGCAGGUGUGGCUGCGGCAGCCGGAGACCAACUGGGGCAUCGAGAUCAACGCGCUGGACGGCGGACGCAACGACCUGGCGGUCACCUCCCCGGGGGAGGGCGAGGAGGGACUGCAACCGUUCAUGGAGGUGAAGAUGUCCGAGGGCCCCAAGCGUCUGCGGAGGGACUCGGGCCUGGACUGUGACGAGAACUCGUCCGAGUCGCGCUGCUGCCGCUACCCGCUCACCGUGGACUUUGAGGACUUUGGCUGGGACUGGAUUAUCGCCCCCAAGCGCUACAAAGCCAACUACUGCUCCGGGGAAUGCGAGUACAUGCACCUGCAGAAGUACCCGCACACGCACCUGGUGAACAAGGCCAACCCCCGGGGCACGGCAGGACCCUGCUGCACCCCCACCAAGAUGUCCUCCAUCAACAUGCUCUACUUCAACAGGAAGGAGCAGAUCACCUACGGCAAGAUCCCCUCCAUGGUGGUGGACCGCUGCGGCUGCUUGUGAGCGCUUUGGGGGGUGGGGGCGGGUGGGGGCGUGGUACUGAGAUCAGGGAGGCACAAGGGGUUGGGAGGAGGGCGGCGGACCGGUGAGCUUCCGGAGGAAAAGUCCAUGAGUCGGCAAUCGACGCUUUUCACUCCGAAUGCUGUGCAAUAGAGGGAGCGGCAGAAAGAGCCAUUUUAACCAAGAGCAGGGGGGGCGUGGGGGUGGGGGGGGUCUUUCCGGGUCCAGGAGCAGGGAGGCAGCAGGGAAAGGUACAGCACAUGUUUGAACGAGCUUUUACUCUGUUCGAGGACGGACGGACACACACACACACACACACACACACACACACACACACUUGGUCCACAGAAGCAGCCUGGAUGUCCCACGUGGAACCGGCAGAACCGAGCGCACGAGAAACAUUUCAGAGCGACAGCGAGCUCAUGUGGGGGCGGGGGGGGGGGGUCUGGCCCAGGAGCUCCGCAGCGUCAGACUUCGUGACCAUUAAUGUUAUGCAUACGGUAAAUCACAGUACAGUUACUGCACCGCAUCCGCAUUCCUGCAAAUACAGCUUCACCUGUACAUCAAUCACCAGCUACGUGCCACGUGCGGGAGGCGAGGGGUCGCGAACGGCGCACCUGACCGAGGCACUACGAGCGCGGCACGGCACGGACACGUGGCACAGACGCACGGCACAGACGCACGGCAAAGCGCCGCGUGCGGAAACGGAGCUCCGGCUCUGCCUGUCCAGCAAUAGCGUUUGCACUACGGUCGACCAAUGGGAAGAAUUGGUUGCUGCAGAAGUUGUAUAAACUGAUGUUUGUUUGUUUGCUCAUUCAUAUUGUGUACAUGCCGUUGUUCCCAUUAUCCUUUUUUAUUACAACACCGCUGGUGACGUGCGACUCCACAAACCAGCAACAAAUAUGUGUACAAUAAGAACCAUAUAUAACUGACUCUUAUAUCUAUAUCACACAAAUAAAGGUGCUUGCUUU